Molecule: messenger RNA, 1419 nt
Organism: Mercurialis annua (annual mercury)
Lineage: Eukaryota; Viridiplantae; Streptophyta; Magnoliopsida; Malpighiales; Euphorbiaceae
Exons: 1
Coding region: 1-1419 (472 amino acids)
Cellular component (GO): extracellular region
Source: RefSeq, a predicted model, not a curated record
AUGGCGAUUCCUCGGUUUGUUGUGCUGAGAUCAAACGGUGACAAGUAUUUGCGUUAUACUAAAGAAGGGGAGUAUAUGAGAUACGUUAAAUGCGACGGAAAUGAUAUUCUUGAUCCCCUAUCCAAGUUUAGAGUGGAGAAAUCAACGAGCAACCCAGAUUUAGUGCACAUAAGAUGCUGUUACAACAACAAAUACGUUGCUCGCAUUGAGGCAGGGUCGCUUUAUGUGGGAGCAGCAAUUGAUGCGGCGGAGGAAGACCAAUCCAAAUGGUCGUGCACGCUGUUUAAACCGGUGCUCAAAGAUGGCGUAACAUAUCGUUUCCAGCACGUUCAGACCGGAAACAAUCUCUGCCAUUUGCGAACGGGGGGCGCUGCUAAUGAUCACUGCUUAGUUGUCCAAUGGUCUGACCCCGACAAAAAUGGAUGGGAUUUCUUCCAAAUCACCGACUGGGAAUCGCUGGUCAUACUGCCCAAAUAUAUAGUUUUCAAGGGAGACAACGGCAAGUAUUUACAAUACCGCGGUGAUGGUAGCGAUUAUCAUAUGGAAUUUAGGUGUGAUGAUAUUGGUGCUAUUAAAGUUUCCAACCAAACUGUUACAAACUCUGACGGCAGCGUCUGUUUUAGGCUCGAUUAUACUAACAAUUUCUGGGAGGCAAGUAGAAAUUGGGUAUAUCCGGUCGCACCAAACCCAGACACGUCAUUUUGGCCGGUGAAGCUUGCGCCAGUUGAAGGCAAAGACAAUAUUAUCGCUCUCAAAUGUUUAAGCAAUGACAGAUUUUGCCGUCGAACCGAUUACGGGGGGACUGUAAAUUGUCUGGCAGCUGCAUCCUGGGCGACCACUAUAGACAAAGAGGCGAAUCUGCAGGUGGAAGAGCCAUUGCUGAGUAGGGAAGUAUAUGAUGUUAAUUUCCGCCUGGAUGACCUGAGGGUAUACAACGAACAAAUUCUAGUCCUGUCAACCGACGAAACCAGCAACACAACAGAUACCGUUAUAAACGAUUCUGAACUGAAUCUGGAGUACAAGGACACAAAGAGUAGCAGUUAUUCGAAUAGCCAAUCGGUAAAAACGAGUGUCGCAAUGGGAUUCGAAGCGAACAUUCCACUCCUUGAAGGUGCAUUAUCGCUUGGAAUAUCUUCUAGCUUCUCCGUAGAGUUCGGGAGUACAUACUCAUGGGGGGAGGAGAAGACAAAGACCAACAACUUAUCUGCAGACAUCAAAGUUGUAGUGCCUCCCAAGACAAAAGUGACUGUAGAUCUGGUCGCCACCAAGGGAUUCUGCGAUGUUCCAUUUUCUUAUGCCCAACGAGACACUCUUACCAGUGGCCAACAGUUUACUUAUAUUAAAGAUGACGGUGUUUAUACAGGAAGCAAUUACUUUGGAUUCAACUUUGUGGUCAAGGAGGAGCCAACUUCCGGCUGA